Centruroides sculpturatus (bark scorpion) is the source of this 3734-nucleotide messenger RNA. It is a transcript of the gene Pfas, whose product is annotated as phosphoribosylformylglycinamidine synthase-like. The transcript has 21 exons. The coding region runs from base 158 to 3634 and encodes 1158 amino acids. Gene Ontology annotation, molecular function: phosphoribosylformylglycinamidine synthase activity. Lineage: Eukaryota; Metazoa; Arthropoda; Arachnida; Scorpiones; Buthidae. Gene Ontology annotation, biological process: 'de novo' IMP biosynthetic process. The record is from RefSeq and is a predicted model, not a curated record.
AUAUUCAACAAAUGCCGUGUCAAUUUGUCAUUCUAUUGGGCUCACCUCUGUAACUCGUGUAGAGAGAGCAAUCAGAUAUUUGAUCACUGUUGAUAAAAAUGACAAGAUUCUUCUUGCAAAUACAAGAAAAAAUUUUAUAAAUGUUCUGCAUGAUAAAAUGACAGAGUUACCAUAUGAAGAACCAAUUCUCAGUUUCGAUCUAACGAUAACACCACAGCCAUGGUCGGAAGUGCCCAUACUUGAGCAGGGAAGAAAAGCACUCGAAAAAGUGAGUGAAGAAUUGGGACUUUCAUUUGAUGAUUGGGAUUUAGAUUAUUACACAAAUCUCUUCUGCAGUAAAUUACAAAGGAAUCCGACAACAGUGGAAUGCUUUGAUUUGGCUCAAUCAAACAGUGAGCAUAGUAGACAUUGGUUCUUUAAAGGAAGAAUGGUAAUUGAUGGAGUAGAAAAGAAAGAAUCUUUAAUAGAUAUGGUGAUGAGUACUCAACAAUUCAGUAGUUCCAAUAAUGUCAUCAAAUUUUCUGAUAAUAGCAGUGCAAUAUUGGGUUAUGCUGUAAAUAUAUUAUUACCAAAAGAUUCGCAUCAAUCUAGUUCCUUCAUUACUCGUCCCGGCGUACGUCAUAUCGUGUUUACUGCUGAAACUCAUAAUUUUCCUACGGGUGUUGCUCCGUUUAGUGGUGCAGCAACCGGUACCGGUGGACGUAUCCGAGAUGUUCAUGCAACAGGAAGAGGUUCCCAUGUGAUAGCUGGUUCGGCAGCUUAUUCCUUUGGAAAUUUAAAUAUUCCAGGAUACAUUUUGCCUUGGGAAGAUAAGACAUUCGAUUAUCCUUCUAACUUUGCCCUUCCUGUGGAUAUUGCUGUUGAAGCAAGUAAUGGAGCUUCAGAUUAUGGAAACAAAUUUGGUGAGCCAGUCAUUCUGGGAUUUGCUCGAUCAUUUGGAAUGCGUCUUCCAAACGGAGAACGACGUGAGUGGGUCAAACCCAUAAUGUUUUCUGGAGGAAUCGGGAGCAUCGACGCAGCAUUUAUUAAAAAAUUUGAUCCUCAGAAAGGAAUGACAGUCGUAAAAAUAGGAGGUCCAGUUUAUCGUAUUGGUGUUGGUGGUGGUUCUGCAUCUUCUGUGCAUGUUCAAGGAGACCAAAAGGCAGAAUUGGAUUUUAAUGCAGUACAAAGAGGAGAUGCUGAAAUGGAACAAAAACUCAAUCGAGUAAUUAGGGCAUGCAUAGAAUUAGGAGAAGGAAACAUAAUAUGUAGUAUCCAUGAUCAAGGUGCUGGAGGAAAUGGUAAUGUUUUAAAAGAAAUUGUCGAGCCUUCGGGAGCAAUUAUUUAUUGUGAUAAGUUCCAGCUUGGGGAUCCUUCUGUAACAACUUUAGAACUUUGGGGUGCAGAAUAUCAAGAGAGUGAUGCCAUACUUAUUAAACAUGGAGAUCAGAAAGUUCUUGAAUCAAUCUCUGUUAGAGAAAAAUGUCCGGUUAAUUUUGUUGGCGAAGUGGUCGGUAACGGACGUAUUAUAUUAGAAGAAAAACCAAAUGAAGAAAGACAUCCUGUUGAUUUACAGUUGGAGCAUGUACUAGCAUCUAUGCCAAGAAAGAUAUUUCAAAUGAAGAAAUACUAUCCCAUUCUAAAGCCAUUAUCGUUACCGUCGGCAUUAAGUGUACAACUUGCACUCGAACGAGUUCUUAGAUUGCCAUCUGUUGCCAGUAAACGCUAUUUAACUAAUAAGGUUGAUCGUAGUGUGACUGGCCUGAUUUCUCAACAGCAAUGUGUGGGACCUUUACACACUCCUUUGGCAGAUGUAGCUGUGGUUGCCCUUUCUUAUUUUGAUACUAUGGGAAGUGCAACUUCUAUUGGAGAACAGCCAAUUAAAGGUUUGUUGGAUCCUGCUGCUGGAGCAAGGAUGUCUGUUGCAGAAGCUGUUACCAAUUUGAUGUUUGCACCUAUAUCUUCUUUGCAGGAUGCCAAAUGCAGUGGUAACUGGAUGUGGGCAGCCAAACUUGCUGGUGAAGGUGCUGCCCUGUAUGAUGCAUGUGAGGCAAUGUGUGAAACAAUGAAAAAAUUAGGACUUGCCAUAGAUGGAGGGAAAGAUUCUUUGAGUAUGGCUGCUAGAAUAGGGAAAGAAACUGUUAAAGCCCCUGGAACAUUGGUGGUAUCAAUUUAUGCACCCUGUCCUGACAUAACUGCUGUGAUUACGCCCGAUCUGAAGUGUCCAAACGGAAAAGGACAUCUUUUGUAUGUUGAUCUUUCAUCUGGUAAGGGACGACUCGGUGGUUCUGCUCUAGCACAGUGCUUCAACCAGUUGGGCGAUAAAACAGCUGAUCUUGAAGAUGCUGAAUUGCUAAAAAUUGGAUUUGAAGUUACUCAAAGUCUGAUUACAGAUAACAAAAUAACUUCUGGACAUGAUGUUAGUGAUGGAGGUCUAAUAACCUGUCUCUUGGAGAUGGCAUUUGCAGGAAAUUGUGGCAUAACCACAAACAUAGAUAGUCCUUCAGGAUCUGUUUUGUCCACAUUAUUUGGAGAAGAGGUUGGAUGGAUAGUAGAAGUUAGAGAAGAUGAUGUUAAUGGUAUUAAGGAAGCUUAUAGAGUAAAAGGAAUUCCGUGUCAGUACAUUGGAUACAGUAGUGGUUUUGCUAAUGAAGCUAUGAUAACACUUAGUAUUAAUAACGAAGUUGUACUAAAAAAUAAAAUGACGACUCUAAGAGAUAUAUGGGAAGAAACGAGUUUUCAAUUAGAAUAUCGUCAGACAAAUCCGGAAUGCGUGACCCAAGAAAAGAACAGCAUCUCUCGUCGCAUCGCUCCUCCAUUUUGCAUAAAUUUUGACUUAACCGAAUGCAUUAAUCUUAAAAGAAUUACAUCAGCACCCAGAGUUGCAGUCAUCCGUGAAGAGGGAACAAAUGGCGAUAGAGAGAUGGUGGCCUCAUUGCACAUGGUUGGAUUUGAAGUGUGGGAUGUAACCAUGUCUGAUUUACUGUCCAGGAAAAUUAAACUAGAUAAGUUUAGAGGAGUGGUCUUUCCAGGAGGAUUCAGUUAUGCAGAUGUUUUAGGAUCUGCUAAAGGUUGGGCUGCUGGACUUCUGUUCCAUCAUGAAUUAGAAGAACAGUUUAAUGCAUUUUACGGUCGUUCGGACACAUUUAGUCUCGGUGUUUGCAAUGGUUGCCAACUGAUGGGCCUGUUAAGCUGGGUGGCUCCCACGGUGGACGAGUCCGGUAAAAGAAAACAGGGUUGUUUCCUUGCUCAUAACUUAUCGGAAAGAUUUGAAUCGCGCUUUGUUGCCGUGCGAGUAGAGAAAAGCAAGUCCAUUAUGAUGAGAGGAAUGGAAGAUUCGAUAUUAGGAAGGUUUACAUUCUGUGACGAAGCCACACGGUCUUCCCUACUGGCCGAAAAUCUGGUGGCCCUGACGUACGUGGACGACGAAGGUCUGCCGACCGAGGCCUAUCCGUUCAAUCCAAACGGAAGCGUGGCGGGAAUGGCAGGCAUCUGUUCUCCGGACGGCAGACACCUGGCCAUGAUGCCGCAUCCAGAGAGGUGCGUGUUUCCCUGGCAGUGGGCCUGGAUGCCAUUCGAAUGGAAGACGUCCGUGAAAGUCUCGCCCUGGGUUAAAAUGUUUAAAAAUGCACACGACUGGUGUAUGCAACAUUAAAAUGCCAAAAUACUUGAAAAUUGUAUGUACAAAUUAUUUUUGUAUAAUAAUCAAAAUAAACAAUAUAGCAAUUAAUAAUUUGAACCACAAUUUUAAGUUU